CUAUAAAUUUUAGGUUGUCUCUGAAUUAGUUCGUCGUGGAAUCGUAUCGAAGGUGGACGUGUACAAUGACUGAAGGAUAUAAACUUGGUGAUUUAGUUUGGGCUAAGAUGAAGGGUUUCAGCCCUUGGCCAGGCCGGGUAUCAAUACCAACUCCUGAAUUGAAGCAUCCGAAAAAAGGAAUGUCUGUGCAAUGCAUUUAUUUCUUUGGAACCAAUAAUUAUGCAUGGAUAGAAGAGCAUAAUAUUAAACCUUACCAAGAACAUAAGGAGCAAUUGAUUAAAUCAAGCAAGUCUGCGGCGUUCAAAGAGGCCUGCAAUCAGAUCGAAGACUAUAUAGUUCAUCCUGAGAACUUUGGUGAAAUUGACGAACAUGUCCGUGAUCCCGACGAGGAGUUUGACAAGAUGAGGGAUGUGCUCAGGAAGGAGAGCACGGAGUCCGUACCCAAGGAGGAGGCCACUCCUGAAGUGAAGAAAGAAAAGAAGAGCUCUACUCCCAAGAUUCGUUUGGGUUCUAAGGUGAAGGCUGUUAAGCGUUCUUCGUCGACUGGUCUGAAAUCCACGCCCAGGAAAAUGGCGAAAGCCUCCCGAUCGUUUACGGACUCUGACCUGGCGAAUGAUAAGCCGUCCAUGCUGAACCACUCGUUCUCGAAGAAGUCAAGUCUUCUACAGCGGCCGUCGAAUAUAUUGAGACCUGAAACGCCACCCCUGGAUCUGGAGAACGUAUCUGAGACUCUCCUGGAGAAGAACAUAAAGGCGAGCCAAAUGAAAUUCGGCUUCCUCGGCCUAGGAAUUAUGGGGAGUGGAAUUGUCAAGAAUUUGCUCAAUUCCGGUCAUAAGGUCCUUGUGUGGAAUCGUACUGCUGCCAAGUGCAAAGACUUUGAGAAAGUUGGUGCGACAAUAGCGGUGACGCCCUGCGAUGUCGUGGAAGAAGCUGACAUCACGUUCUCGUGUGUCGCAGAUCCACAGGCAGCUAAAGAGAUGGUAUUCGGAAACUGUGGUGUGCUCCACUGCCCCACAUUGGAGGGUAAGGGGUACGUGGAGAUGACAUCCAUUGACUCUGACACAUCACACGAUAUCGUAGAAGCCAUCAGCGGGAAGGGGGGGCGGUAUCUCGAAGCUCAGAUCCAAGGAUCGAAAACGCAGGCGGAAGAAGGGACCCUGAUAAUCCUGGCAGCGGGAGACCGCUCCCUCUUCGACGACUGCCAAUCCUGCUUCAAGGCCAUGAGCAAGAAUUCCUUUUAUCUUGGUAGCGAUAUAGGAAACGCGUCAAAAAUGAAUUCCGUCCUGCAAGUGGUGGGUGGGGUCUCCUUAGCGGCGUUGGCUGAGGGCCUGGCUCUUGCGGACAGGGCGGGGCUCAACCAGGCCGAUUUGUUGGAUGUUCUAGCGCUCACACCGCUGGCUUCCCCUCAUUUGAUACUCAAGGGACGAGCAAUGAUAGAGUCUUCAUACUCCACGCACCAGCCCCUCAGCCACAUGCAGAAGGACCUGAAGCUGGCGCUGGGUCUCGGAGACGCGUUGGAACAAUCGCUGCCCCUCACCGCUACUACUAAUGAGAUAUUCAAACACGCGAAGAGACUCGGUUACGCCAACCACGACGUGGCAGCUGUGUACAUCCGUGCUAGGUUCUAAUCCCGGUUAAAAGGAAGGGGGUGUAGGCGGAAUACCGUUUGAGGUAUGCUGGUGGCUUUUGGAAUUACUAGUUUUUUGACUUUCGACGCGUUGGCCUUUUGAUUAUCGACGCGUUGGCCUUUUGAAUAUCGACGCGUUGGCCUUUUGCAUAUAGAUACGUCGACCUUUUCACUAUCGACGUGUUGGCCUUUUGACUAUCGACGCGUUGGCAUUUUGACUAUCGACGCAUUGGCCUUUUGAAUAUCGACACGUUGGCCUUUUGACUAACGACGCGUUGGCCUUUAUGAAUGAUAUAACGCUGGGAUUUAAGAAAUCUAUUAUCACUUUUAAUUAUCAAACGUCCAGCGUUAUAGAAACUAGUGUUUCCGUCAUCAGCAUAUGUCUGUCUCUUUCUAUCUGUGAGUUGAGUGAGAGAGAGGGACAGAUGCUUCGAUUGCCUACGAGCUCUCUUCCUAUAUCCAUCUCAGUUAUUGGUUGGGCUUGACAAAGUAAAAUUAUGAUUAUUAUUUCGUAUUUGGCAAAUGAAUGGAAAUGAAAGCCUUAUUACAUAUUACGUAGAUAUACAAUUUCUUUAAUUAGGAGAUCGCUAUAAUAUUUUAAGAGCCUUAAAUCAUUAAUGUUAAGAAAUAAAGGACUUUUGUUUGUUAUUGUUGUAUGUUACAUACAAUUAGUAUUUAAAUGACUUAAUCAAGCCCGCUGACCAAAAAUUAAGUUAUAGCUAACAGAACGCAAUUAAUACACGUUAAUAACAAAUAUAAAUCUCAAAGUUAGAAGGCUUUAUAAGUAGCGUUUCAAAUGUUGCGUUCUGUUAGGUGUUGGAUUUGACGAUCGAUUUUUCAAAAAUGAGGGUAGUCUCAAAAUUCACAAUGAGGGUAGUUAUAAAAUCGGUCGUAUUUAAUUAUAAGUUAGUUAUAAUAGAUAAAUAAGUUCGACAUUUUCAUUUGCAUUUAAAGUACAAUAAAAUAUGUAAAUACAAAUAUUUUGUAUUAAUUAUUUCAGUUAAAUAUUUGAAGAAAACCCCCCUUAUUUGACGUCAGUUAAGAUUCUGAUCUAAUAAAUUCACUAUAUUUUUUUACUAUAUUUAUGCUAUAAAUAUCUUUCUCUAGAAAACAAAAAUGGCGGCAAAUUUGACAACUGACGUUUUAAAAUUAAAUGCGUUAAUUACAGUUAAUCACAGAGUUUUCAAAAGUGUUGAAAACUAGUUAAUUUUGUGUUAAUUUUUUGCGAUUAAACCAUUUAUAUGAAAGUAAUUUUAAAGGCCGCCAACGUACUUGCGAGCCUUCUCAAGUGCCCAUAGGCGGCGGUAUCACUUAACAACAGGUGAGCCUCUUGCUCGUUUGCGUCCUGUUAUAUAAAAUAAGCCUUAACAUACAAACAUCCAUCCGAUUCAGUAAUUUUGAGAUUAUUAAACAAAAAAAAUCCACCGGGCGGUCUAUUAACUGUUACUGUUUGAGGCCAAAAGGCCAAAAGCCUUUAAAAUUGUUUAUAGUGCGUGUGGCAUACACGAACGAUGAGGCAUACACAUUUAAGAACGAUUCGUACCUAUUACGAUUGGUUAUGAAACCAUCGCUAAAAUCUUAGAUAUAUACCCAUAUUGUUCAUUUAUUAAUGUAAAAGUCGAAUAUGUUUAAAAAUAAAUUAAUUUUAAUA
Pieris napi is the source of this 3278-nucleotide messenger RNA. It is a transcript of the gene Ndf, whose product is annotated as putative oxidoreductase GLYR1 homolog. Gene Ontology annotation, molecular function: NAD binding; oxidoreductase activity, acting on the CH-OH group of donors, NAD or NADP as acceptor; NADP binding. NCBI's taxonomy places the organism in Eukaryota, Metazoa, Arthropoda, Insecta, Lepidoptera, Pieridae. The record is from RefSeq and is a predicted model, not a curated record. The coding region runs from base 66 to 1628 and encodes 520 amino acids. The transcript is spliced from 12 exons.